Molecule: messenger RNA, 731 nt
Organism: Panonychus citri (citrus red mite)
Lineage: Eukaryota; Metazoa; Arthropoda; Arachnida; Trombidiformes; Tetranychidae
Product: transmembrane protein 186-like
Exons: 1
Cellular component (GO): mitochondrion
Source: RefSeq, a predicted model, not a curated record
UUCAAAACAACCUAUUCACCUUUGGUAAGCAAAAGGAAACGAGUGAAACUUGAGCAAAGAGCUGGGGAGAUUAAUUCUUCAUGGAAACUUAUUUACCGAAAUCCGUUCAUUUUUCCGAUCUCUUUUUUGGUUCGAUUCAAAAUUUAUCACACUUUUCUUUGUAUUCUGGUCUCUUCUGCCUGUUGCUAUUACUACGUUGAAGGUUCCCUUAGUGAAGCUCAAUUAGCUCUUUGUACCGUCUCUCUGUUUAUUGUUUUACUCUUGCUAUUUGGUUACAGUAUUUUGUAUCAGCGUCUAGUUGGUCGUAUUUAUAUUUCUAACGAUUCUAAAAGACUUCGAUUCGCUCAUGUCAACUUUUGGGGUAAUCGAGAGGAUGUAACGUUACCGAUAGACAAGGUUAUUCCUAUUUCUGAUACCAACGAAAAACUCAACACCUUUCAUAUAAAAAUAGCUCUAAAUGGCUCACCACAAACGUACUACAUGAACUUUGGAGCUAAAUCCAUCAUAUCUCCCGAUGAUUUCGCUAUGGCCUUCGGACAUAAUCCUCAUCCCGCUUUUUACGAUGAUAUAGCGUUGAGUGAAUGGACAGAAGAAUUUAAGAAAAGACUAGAUGAAUCAAAGACCAAGUCAAAUAGCGUAGAUACAAAUUCAAAGUAAAAUGUAAAUAUAACUUUAAAAAAUGUAGAAAAUCAAACAUAACAAUUAACAAAUUGAAACUUGUCAGUUCGUGA